AAAAAAAAUUUAAAAUAAAAUGACCCACAAAAAAUCAGUCCCAGAAAGAAAGCACGGUAGGAGCAGCAGAAGCAUCAGGUUGGCAUUUAUUAUGGUGGGUUAUUCCCUGGCCACUCAUUGCCUUCCCUGCUACGUUAUAAGACUAACGUCUUCCUGCCUUUUGGCUGAAGUCAGAACUGCUAUUUUACCACCGUGUCUUGGAACAGGGGAUGGGACGGCUGAGGGCACUCUCCACCGCCUCAAGUGUAUAAUGAACCCACACGAUCGAGAUGAGAAUUCAGUCUUUCCUUCAUCAAAUUCGCCUUCCUCUUCCCCCCCUGAGAACCAGUCUUCUGAAGUUGUCCCGCUCUCGAUGGUCUCUCCUUUCGUAGACUUGGAAUCUCGCCAGCAUCUUCAAGAAAUUGUACCAGGUAUCUUAAGCGGAGGAACUAUUACGACCGAGGCUGCCCGGAGUUUUCCUGGGAUGCCUCAGCCUAUGGAGUGUCUGCAGGGGACUCCAGUACCGCCAUUUCUCUCCAAGACCUUUGAUCUUGUGGAUGACCCCGCUUUGGACUCCAUAAUCUCGUGGGGAGCCAGUGGACAGAGCUUCGUUGUGUGGGACCCCGUGGAGUUUGCCAGGAGAAUAUUGCCCAGGAACUUCAAGCACAAUAAUUUUUCCAGCUUUGUUCGCCAACUAAAUACUUAUGGGUUUCGCAAGAUUGAUGCUGACAAAUGGGAGUUUGCAAGUGAGAGUUUCUUAAGAGGGAAAAGGCAUCUGCUGAAGAACAUUCAGAGGCGCAAAUCGCCUCACUCCCAUCAACUUGGUGGCUCCUCUGGAUCAACUGGUGAAGCAGGCAAAAUUGUAUUGGAAGGGGAGGUAGAAAAAUUAAGGAAAGAAAGGAGCUUAAUGAUGCAAGAAGUCUUUGAAUUGCAGGAACAGCAGCUUGGAACAAUCCAGCAUGUGGAGGCAGUUAAUGAAAAACUCCAGGCAGCAGAGCGUAGGCAGAAGUUGAUGGUCUCAUUUAUGGCUAAGCUAUUUCAAAAUCCAGAUAUCUUGGAUCGCCUGAAGCAAAUAAAGGAGCAAAAACAAAUUACUUCUUCAAGAACAAUGAGAAAGUUUCUGAAACAUCAGCCACAUGAACCAGGUAAAGCUGAAUCAUUUCUGGAACGGCAGAUUGUGAAGUAUAGAACCAAUUUUCGUGAUCUGGCCACACCAUCUGCUGCCCCUGAAUUCGAUCCAGGUGCAGUAGAACAACUUCCCGAAUUUACUUUACAAGAACCAAGUGGAGGGGGAUUUUCUAGUCAGGGAACCGAAGAUACACUGCUCAAGUGGAAAACUGUAGUUCCACCAGAGGUGAUUCCUGAGUAUUUUGUUACUUCUCCUGAUGACUCGGCAAAGGAGAAGAACUUCCCUGAAUACUCAUCACUGGAUAUCGAAAGUAUGCUCAAAGAACAGGGACCAUGGAGCAUGGAUUUUGAAGCUGGUGCUGGUGUUUCUUCUUCCAGCAAUGAGAUAUGGGGUAAUGCUGUGAACUAUGAGAUUCCAGAGCUAAUGGUUAGCAGUGGAUUGUCAGAUAUCUGGAAUUUAGGUUCUCUACCAGCAGCCGGAAGUUCAGGUGCUGAGAAGUGGCCAGAUGAUGAAUUUCCUUUCUCAAAGCUUGACGAUCAAGUCGGCCAGCAUAAAGAUGAAAGUUCUAACUUCUAAGAAACUAGAUCCAUAGGUUUCUUUAACGGCCUCUUGGGCCGACUUAUAGUUGAUUCUCGGAAAUUCAAUAUUGGACAAUUUAUUACAUAUUUGUUUGAUUGACUAUCAUGGAGAACUUUUUUUUCUUAACUGCUCCAUCAAUUUUUUUUUUUUAAACUUUUAACAGCUGAUUUUGUAGAAUUCAUUUCCGCAUUCGAUUGAAUGUGCACGUCUAGAUAGUAUGAUGAUAUGCUCAACCAUCCUUUCCUGCUAAUAAAUACUUGCAAGCUUGUGAUUUUGCAGGUUCACAGCAGUACGAGACAGGUCGCAGUGUAGCAGCCACUUUUUGAGGGUUUGUUGGAAUGUCUUCUGCUGCUUUGUCAAGCACUGGGAGGUAAGAUACCUUCAUGAGAAGCAAUUUGUUCUCCUAAUUUGGUUCAAUGUUGUUUUAUCUUGUGUUGAGGAUGUGCUCGAUCACGCUGACAGUUGAAUGCGGAUGCUAUUUCUUCUGUUCUUGCACUCGGUUAGUGUUUGUCCGUGGAUUAUACACUCGCUCAGUUUUACUUCGAGGAGGCCAUGUACAAAUUUGCUUUUUGCCCUGAGUUCUGUGGCAAAUACACCAAGAUGCUCAUUCAUUCUGCAGUUACACUUCCGUCUCGGAGAAGAACUGUGUAAAGUGUUUAUUAAAAUCCUAACAUCCCUCUUCAUUUGUCUAUUUUCUUGAAUUUUUUGUUUUUGGAAUGUGGCUUUGCUGGG
This is a messenger RNA of Coffea arabica (coffee), 2419 nucleotides long. RefSeq names its product heat stress transcription factor A-3. Gene Ontology annotation, molecular function: DNA-binding transcription factor activity; RNA polymerase II cis-regulatory region sequence-specific DNA binding. Gene Ontology annotation, biological process: cellular response to heat; regulation of transcription by RNA polymerase II. NCBI's taxonomy places the organism in Eukaryota, Viridiplantae, Streptophyta, Magnoliopsida, Gentianales, Rubiaceae. Gene Ontology annotation, cellular component: nucleus. The record is from RefSeq and is a predicted model, not a curated record.